Molecule: messenger RNA, 1366 nt
Organism: Exophiala viscosa
Lineage: Eukaryota; Fungi; Ascomycota; Eurotiomycetes; Chaetothyriales; Herpotrichiellaceae
Product: alcohol dehydrogenase
Exons: 2
Coding region: 235-1335 (366 amino acids)
Biological process (GO): alcohol metabolic process
Molecular function (GO): alcohol dehydrogenase (NADP+) activity; zinc ion binding
Source: RefSeq, a predicted model, not a curated record
GUUCUUUUUUUGUUACCAUAGGCGCAGGCUCUGUUGUCUAUGCCUUCGCCGUUGCAUUUAUAACACGGAUUAGUGAAUUGUUGACCCAUCAAGUCGCGUCCUGGCCAUAUUCGAAUCAACCUCUUUUCAUCCAGCUGUGUUGACCAUUCCUACACGACCUCGCCAGCGUGUCACCCAGGAUCAGCUUGAUCGAGGAGUCAGCAACUUCUCGCGAGACCGAGUUCGCCAAUCACAAUGGGCUACCCGGAGACUUUCGAGGGUUUCAUGAUAGAGGAUCAAUCGCAAGGGCCAGAAUUUAAGAGGCAUACUUUCAAGCCCAAAACAUUCGGUGACUACGACGUUGAUAUCAAAAUCGAAUGCUGCGGCGUCUGCGGUUCGGACGUCCAUACCAUCACUGGUGGCUGGGGCGCGGUGCCUUUGCCAAUCUGCGUGGGCCAUGAGAUCGUUGGCCACGCUGUAAAGAUCGGUUCUAAAGUGAAGACAGUAUCCCCAGGGGACCGGGUAGGUGUUGGUGCUCAGGUAUGGUCCUGCCUGGAAUGUGCUCAGUGCAACAACAACAACGAGCAAUAUUGCGCGCACCAGGUCGAUACCUACGGAGCACGAUAUCCUGCAGAGGCUGAUCCGGACGAGACCAUUACUCAGGGCGGGUUUUCUUCGCACAUUCGCGUCCACGAAUAUUCCGUCUUUCCUAUACCAGACGCAAUUCCAUCACAUCUUGCUGCGCCUAUGCUCUGCGCGGGGCUUACAACCUGGUCGCCUUUGGUACGCGCAGGGGUGGGUCGAGGCCAGAAAGUCGCAGUUGUCGGCUUUGGUGGCCUGGGGCAUUUUGCGGUCUUAUGGGCUAGCGCCUUAGGGGCAGAGGUGACAGUCAUAUCUCACUCCCCGGCUAAAAAAGAUGAUGCUCUUAAGAUGGGUGCAAGAAACUUUGUGAUCAGCAAUCAUGCGGGUUGGGCGGCCCCAUACGCUUAUGCGUUCGACUUUGUUCUCAACACCGCCGACAUGACCCACACCUUUGACAUCUCUGAAUACCUGUCUUUAUGCAAUAUCAACGCCACAUUCCACCAAGUUGGGGUUCCAGAUGAGCCAUUGCCCGUCAUGUCACCUGUAAUGUUCAUGCGUAACGGCAGUUCAAUUGGCGCUAGUCACAUCGGAAGCAGGUUCGAAUGCCUGGCCAUGUUGAAAUUGGCGGCGGAAAAGAAGUUAUUCCCCAUGGUCGAAACGAUUCGAAUGUCAGAGGAGGGCUGCAAAGAGGCGGUCGGUCGAGUAUUGAAGAAUAAGGUCCGAUACCGAUUCACUCUGACUGAUUUUGACGAGGCAUUCAAAAGUCGUGCGUGAGUUGGAUUAUUGGAGGUAGACAGGGAAUGCA